Molecule: messenger RNA, 1453 nt
Organism: Cottoperca gobio
Lineage: Eukaryota; Metazoa; Chordata; Actinopteri; Perciformes; Bovichtidae
Gene: tnfb
Product: tumor necrosis factor b (TNF superfamily, member 2)
Exons: 4
Coding region: 135-893 (252 amino acids)
Biological process (GO): immune response
Cellular component (GO): membrane
Molecular function (GO): tumor necrosis factor receptor binding
Source: RefSeq, a predicted model, not a curated record
CAACACAAAGAGAGAAGUAUCAACACAGAGCACUAGAAGCACCCGAAGACAUAGACACAGCGUCCAGCCAAGUGCGGUUGAUUUUUUCUAAACUGUGAGCAGUAGUAACUCCUUAGAUCAGAGCUGUGCACAGUAUGGUGACCUACACAACAGCACCAGGUGACGUGGAGAUGGCUCUUGAGGAGAGGAUGGUGGUUUUGGUAGAAAAGAAGUCCUCCACGGAGCGGAUAUGGAAGGCGUCCGUGGCCCUUCUCGUGGUGGUCCUUUGCUUAGGAGGCAUCCUGAUGCUUGCUUGGUACUGGAGUGGAAGGCCAGAAACGAUGACGCAAUCAGGCAACACAGAAGCGCUUAAGACGGACACUGCUGAGAAAACAGAUCCCCACUCCACGUUGAGACGAAUCAGCAGCAAAGCCAAGGCAGCCAUCCAUUUAGAAGGUAGCUACGAAGACGGCGAGAGUUUGAAAGACCAGCUGGAGUGGAGAAACGGUCAAGGCCAGGCGUUCGCUCAGGGCGGCUUCCGAUUGGUGGACAACCAGAUCGUUAUCCCACAAACCGGCCUCUACUUCGUCUACAGCCAAGCAUCGUUCAGAGUGUCCUGCAGUGAUGGCGACGAGGAAGGAGCGGGAAAAGGCCUCACACCUCUCAGCCACAGGAUCUGGCGCUACACAGACGCCAUAAGCAGCAAAGCCUCUCUGAUGAGCGCGGUGAGGUCGGCGUGCCAAAACACUGCUCAAGAGGACAGCUACAAAGACGGACAGGGAUGGUACAACGCCAUUUAUCUGGGUGCAGUGUUUCAGCUGAACAAAGGAGACCGACUGUGGACGGAAACCAACCAGCUACCAGAGCUGGAGACCGACGAGGGCAUGACUUUCUUUGGUGUGUUUGCACUUUGAAAUGACUCUUUGCUGUGAUAGUAACAAAGAUGAUACCAAGCUCUGCACAGUGCAAUAAGUUCUGAGUAUAAACUUUUUUUUUUUACAUUAUGUAUGUUUUUUAAAUUAUAUUAUUAUUAUUAUUAUUAUUAUUAUUAUUAUUAUUAUUAUUAUUAUUAUUAUUAUUAUUAUUAUUGUUGUUGUUGUUGUUGUUAUUAUUAUUAUUAUUCAUCUUCAUGAUGAUUUAGAAGUGUUUAAAUCUCAAUGGAGAUAAAUCUUGUAGCCGAACAGGCAGUGCAGAUUGUUUUUAAAUCCUAUAAACUGUAACAGUUUGCAACAUUAUUUCUAUUUUAGGCCCUUUUUUUUAUUUAUGCUGACCUGAGAUUGUAGUAGGCUACACUGUCUCUGCUGUACCGGAUACAGACACAGCUCUUUACUGAAGGGUUUAUGUUCAAGAAUUAUGUAAUAUAACGUACUAUUACAACCUGUAUAUAUUUAUUUGUAUUUAUUUAUAUGUAAAUUAUUGGGAUAAGGUGUCAAAGAUUAUAUUUAUAUACUUUAUGUGCACAUGAAUUAAAUUA